AGCCUGUGGAACCGAAAUGGAGGAUUUAUAUGAUCACGUCGAGAGGAAACAGUGCGAAUGUCUCAAUGCAGAUGAAUCGUUUCCACUGUCAAACGCAAUAGACCGCGAGGCGAGAGAAGAUGACGAGAAGUUUCUCAAGAGCGACUGCGACGCGCAGCUUUUGCUUCACAUCGCCUUUCAGCAAAUCGUCAAGAUUCACUCGAUUGUCAUCUACACAUGCCAGAAGCAUCGCGCGGUAGGGCCGAAGAAGAUUGCUCUGUUUGUCAACAAACCCCACCUAGACUUCAGCAGCUGUGAAUCCGAGAAAACCUCUCAGGAGAUGGAACUGACCGAUGACUUGCUUGACGGCAGACCGUUGGAGCUCAAGUUUACUUCCUUUCAGAAUGUUUCGAGUCUUUCUAUCCUCGUCAAGGGGAACAUGAGCGGCGAUGAAGACGAACCGACCAUCAUUAGCAAGCUUUCCUUCCUUGGCUUCACCACCAACAUCGAAGGGAGAAAGCGAACUCUUGAAGAGCAGAAGGCCGCAUGUGAGCUCACAUGCUCAACGUCUUGUUUCUACUCGACGAACCCACUGACAAGUCUGUCUGACCAGCUGCCGGCGAUUGGCUGA
Messenger RNA from Guillardia theta CCMP2712, 610 nucleotides. RefSeq lists its product as hypothetical. NCBI's taxonomy places the organism in Eukaryota, Cryptophyceae, Pyrenomonadales, Geminigeraceae. The coding region runs from base 17 to 610 and encodes 197 amino acids. The record is from RefSeq and is a predicted model, not a curated record. The transcript is spliced from 8 exons.